AUGGCGACUCGGGGCACCUGGCUCCUUGUGAUGCUGCUCAUGGCAGGGUUCUGCGCCCUGGCACUGACCGAGAAACCUUCCGCCUGCCGGUGCUCCCGGCUGGACCCCGAGAACAGGAAGAACUGCGGCUUCCCUGGCAUCACCAGUGACCAGUGCUUCGAAAACGGCUGCUGCUUCGACUCCAGCGUGAAGAACGUGCCCUGGUGUUACGAGCCGCUCCCCAAGCAAGAAUCGGAUCAGUGCGUCAUGGAGGUCUCGGCACGCAAGGACUGUGGCUACCCGGGCAUCAGCUCCGAGGAGUGUGCUGCUCGCAGCUGCUGCUUCUCCAACACCAUUCCACAAGUGCCCUGGUGCUUCUUCCCCAAGUCUGUACAAGACUGCCACUACUGA
This is a messenger RNA of Ochotona curzoniae (black-lipped pika), 390 nucleotides long. It is a transcript of the gene TFF2, whose product is annotated as trefoil factor 2. Gene Ontology annotation, molecular function: CXCR4 chemokine receptor binding. The record is from RefSeq and is a predicted model, not a curated record. Gene Ontology annotation, biological process: chemokine-mediated signaling pathway; negative regulation of gastric acid secretion; maintenance of gastrointestinal epithelium. The coding region runs from base 1 to 390 and encodes 129 amino acids. The transcript is spliced from 4 exons. Lineage: Eukaryota; Metazoa; Chordata; Mammalia; Lagomorpha; Ochotonidae.